AAACGCUGACUCUCUUGCAAGACACCUACUCUUAAAAGUGAUUUUACUCCAUCAAUUCCACCAUGAAAUUUAUUCUGAUUGCUCUCUUAGGAUUUAUGGCUAUCGUGACUAGCCAGCCCGUCGAUGAAGCUGGUGCUCCGCAUGGAAUUCCAGCUGAAGGAGUUGCCGUUGAAGCGGAACCUAUUCACGACAUGGAGGGCAGUGAGGCUGGUUUGAAACUUAUCGAACACAAGUUGGAACAUUGGCUGAAGAAGUGCUACAAAAAGGGAGGCUGCGGAUCCGGUUAUGGAUAUGGUGGAUACGGUGGAUAUCCUGCGUAUCCAUAUCCAGUUCCCGUUUACACUCCCGUUUACACUCCUGUUUAUCACGGCGGUUAUGCCGCACCGUACGGUGGUGGUUAUGGGGGAUCUCAUGGCCUUUACGGCGGUGGUUAUGGGGGAUCCCAUGGCCUUUACGACGGUUACGGCGGUUAUGGUGGUUAUGGCGGUUACGGAAGCGGAUACGGAUACGGAAGAUAAAUUGAAAAAAAGUGA
This is a messenger RNA of Daphnia carinata, 533 nucleotides long. Its product is annotated as shematrin-like protein 2. Lineage: Eukaryota; Metazoa; Arthropoda; Branchiopoda; Diplostraca; Daphniidae. Bases 63 to 518 code for a protein of 151 amino acids. The transcript is spliced from 3 exons. The record is from RefSeq and is a predicted model, not a curated record.